CCCAACCAACUCCGCAAUGCCAUACCGAGUACAGGUGAAAUUAAUUACUCAUUGAAGCCAUCCUCCACUGAGGAGAACGAGGAAUUUCCAAAAGAAAAGAUAAAGCGGGGAGGGGGCUCAUUCUCUGCCCCACUCCAAUCCAUCCAAGUUCUCCAAAUCCUCUCCUCCUCUCCACAUGAAACUCCAAAUGCUCACCUCCAUCCUUCUCUUCUCCAUCUUCCAUAUCUCCCACUCUACCCUACUGAACUACACUUCAAUAUUUAGCUUCGGCGACUCCCUUGCCGACACCGGGAAUGCUCUUAUCUUCUCCAAGUCCAGCAGCCCUGCAUUUGGGAGGCUCCCUUACGGCAUGACGUUUUUUAGGCAUCCCACUGGCCGCUGCUGUGAUGGCCGCUUGAUCGUGGACUUCAUAGCAACUGCAUUUGGCCUCCCAUUGCUUCCGCCUUACUUAGCUCAUGGGCAAAACAUUCAGCAAGGAGUGAACUUCGCCGUCGCAGGUGCUGCAGCGCUGGACCCUGCCGUCUUCCAUGGGCUGUUGGGCGGUGACGGCUUUCCUCUCACUAAUCUGUCCCUGAGCACCCAGCUCCGGUGGUUUGAGAGGUUGAAGCCUUCCCUCUGCAAUACAGCAACAGCUUGUGCUGACCAUUUCAGUAAGUCUCUGUUUGUCGUUGGAGAGAUAGGGGGGAAUGAUUAUAAUUAUUUUUUCCUCCUCGGUGGCAAAAGCCCAAAGGAAGUGAAACCAUAUGUUCCUAAGGUCAUUGGAGCCAUUGUCGCAGCCAUUGAAAGCUUGAUCAAGAAUGGUGCCGUGAAUUUGUUGGUGCCCGGGAUUCUACCAUUCGGGUGCUCCUCGGCAUACUUGACGGUAUUUAACAGCCCAAACAGAGAGGACUACGACCCAAGGACCGGGUGCCUCAGGUGGCUCAACGGGUUUGCCAAGUACCACAAUGCCUUGCUUCGCCGGGCAUUGGACGAGCUCCGGAGAAAGUAUCCACGGGCGAGAAUUAUGUACGCCGACUACUAUGGUGCAUCUAAUCCGAUCUCACGCUCUCCACAGCAUUUCGGCUUUGGGCGCAAUAUUUUUGUGGCUUGCUGUGGUGGAGAUGGCCCUUACAAUUUUAGCCCACUGGCCCUGUGUGGGCAGCCGAGCUCGACGGUGUGCUCGCACCCUUCAUCGUAUGUGAACUGGGACGGCUUUCACUUGACGGAAGCCGCUUACCACUUCAUCGCCACCGGCUUGCUUGAAGGUCCCUACACUACUCCACCCUUGUGACAGACCAUCAUUUGAGUCCGAGAUGGAGACCAAUGUGGUAUGCCACAAUUACCAUGGAACAGGGGAUGCAUCACUUUAGCCAAAUUUGCAGCACAAUACUGAAGUCUGUUUUGUGUUGAAUAACUACGGAGUUUAAAUUAUCCAAUAGAGAAAUCUCUGUUUAUUAUUUUGGAUGGGAUCCCUAUUUCAGGAUUGAUGGUAAGGUCUAUCUACAUGUGGAUAUCUAUAGUAAGGUUGUGGGAAUACAAUUAAACAUAAAAAUA
Molecule: messenger RNA, 1533 nt
Organism: Phoenix dactylifera (date palm)
Lineage: Eukaryota; Viridiplantae; Streptophyta; Magnoliopsida; Arecales; Arecaceae
Molecular function (GO): hydrolase activity, acting on ester bonds
Source: RefSeq, a predicted model, not a curated record